Messenger RNA from Phlebotomus papatasi, 4107 nucleotides. RefSeq lists its product as uncharacterized. The transcript is spliced from 8 exons. The coding region runs from base 301 to 3951 and encodes 1216 amino acids. Lineage: Eukaryota; Metazoa; Arthropoda; Insecta; Diptera; Psychodidae. The record is from RefSeq and is a predicted model, not a curated record. Gene Ontology annotation, biological process: organelle organization. Gene Ontology annotation, cellular component: cytoplasm.
UUUAGGAGGGAUAUGUGGAAAAUUCACAACAAAGUUACUAGUCAGUUUUCAGCUUUGGACUUUGAGGGAAUUACUAAGCGAAAUUGCCGGAUAAAUUAUUUUAAAUUUUAGUGAAAAAGUUAUUUGUUGAAUUGUUGAGUUUAUUACUGUGCCAGGAGUUUGUUUAUUGUCUUUCCUGUGGAAUUGUUUAGCAUGACCAAGUGGAGUUUUCCGCUUGAUUAGUGAUUCUUGUGUGCAAAUUUUCAUGAAUUUUUCAUCAAAUUGAUCGAGUAUUUUUCCUGGUCCCCCGGAGGAAUCGCAAUGGUGCGGGUGCUUUCGGUGUAUCAAUUUGAGGAGGGGAGCGAAUUGACCAUUGCGGAUGACAUUAAUGCCUCCUGCCUCGUGCCUCCGGAUCGGAUUGCCCUUGCCACUUCUGGCCUCGAUGUGGAGAUACGCAGCCUUGCUAAUGAUAGCACAAAGGACUUCUUCACAUUUCCCGCUGUGGAUGAAAUUGAGGAGAUUCACUACUGCAGAAAUGGGAACUACUUGUUGAUGAUUGAGAGCAAGAACGACAAUCGCAACAUAAAGUGGCGAAUUGUUCGUAUCUACUGCAACUGGGAUGCAGAUCCUGGGCACAAAUCAAAGUCAAUGGCAAUCCUAAGGGCGAGAAUUGCCGGCAAAGUGACUCCCUCUGAUAAAUACAUAAAUUCUGAGGAUGUGGAAAUGAUUGAGUUGCCCCUGAAGACUCAGCCACGUUGCGUGGCAUGUUGUCAGGUGACGGGAAAUAUUGCCAUUGUGGCGGGAAAUAAGGUGCUCUUCUAUCAGUUUAAAUCCUGCAAAACGGACACGGGCAGGCACAAUUACAUUGACUUUGUCGAGGUUCCAUUCUUCGUGGAGCUAAGUUUCUCACCUCAGAAGAUUUCAUUGGCUGAGGGAGUUGUCGCGUGCAUGAAUGACUUCACCUUCAAUCUCUUCAAAAUCACUGAAGUUUAUGAGCCGAGUAUCAGUGUUGAUAUCUCUGAUGAGAGCUUCUCUUCGGAUGCCAGUGGAUCCCUCAGGAUCAACACCAAGGACACUCUGGACUUCCGCACAAUCUGCAAGCAUAGCACGAUCAAUAGGCAGAAGUUUAGAGUUGAUGUUGGGAGUGAUUGUGAUGAAAAUGGGACCAAUAUUGGUGAUAUCCGUCCUGAAAUAGUUCACGAUAUGCUCAUCAUUCUGAGAUCCCUGCAGGACUCUGAAACGCUCUCGAAGUACACGAUCAAGCCUUUGCUACAGCUGCGGCUUCCUUGUCCAGUUUCCCAAAAGCCCAUCUUCGACUCCUUCAAGAGCAUGUCCAUCAACCCUUUGUACAUGCGGAGGGAAAUGUGUCCGGAAAAGAACUGUGAGAACAUUUUCGGCUCGAAGUAUUCCCGCAACUUUGUAAGUGUAGCUCUUGUGGUGGCUACUCAACAAGAUGGAUAUCUCUAUCAGUUCUAUAACAAUGAUGAAUGGCGCCAGAACACCGACAUUCUCGCUUCCUACUCCUUCACAGCCCCAAUUGUUGACCUCGUUCUCAAAGAUUCUGUCCUUCAUGUCCUCACGGAAACCGGUGUUGAGACCUACACCCUCCGGAUUGGUCAGAAAAUUUUCUACAGUCCCUGCGAAUACUUCCUCAACUACUCAACUACUCUCGAUGUCAUCGGACCAAAUUUUAAUGAUCCCAUUUGUUUACUCGGACUCCAUUCGAUACCAGCAACUGAGAAAAUCCUCUCCUCCCAUGGGAAUCUUAUAAUCUUCUCAAAGGACCGAAGGACCAAUUCUUCUUGGAAAGUCAAACUCCUCCAGGAGCCACGAACUGAGAUUCUCUACAGAAAUAUUGAAGGAUAUGCCCUUAAGCAUAGAGCUGAGAAUCCCAAAGUUUUCCUGCAUCUCAUGGGAGAGAUUCACAUAAUGAUCCGCACAGCCAAUGAAUUGGCCAGAGUGGCUCCCCUCGAGAAGAUGAAGAAUCAAGUUCCUCUGACAGUGUUCUCCGAUCAGGGAGAUAAAGAAGUUGAGAAUUUGUUUCUUGAAUCCUGCAGAACACUCGCGGAUUUCUUUGUCUUGUCAGCCAAUGAGGAGGAAUACUACAUGGCUCUGCCAUACUACUUGAUGGGGAAGCUUUCAGUGGCUGACAUCUUCAACAGAUGCAUUCAGUUUGAGCAGCUAGGAGUUUAUUCCAUGGGAGGGAUAAUUUACACCCUUAAGCAAUUAUUCCUACGCCUGCAACCAGGCUCAGAAGAGAUGACCUUCAUCUCCACCAGUAUGGUGAGAUCAACUUCAAUGCCGGACAAUAAUAAUGGCAAUGAGAUGCGUCUGGAUCGAGAUGGAGGCUUCAUGAAGAUCCUCUUCGAUCUGCUGCUCAAGUACGCUCCUAGAGACAUAACUUCUAUCGCUUUGCAAUCGAGCACCUUCCUCAAUCGCAUGGGUGACCAUAUCCUGGAUUUCCUCGAAGGUUGUCCGGAGAAGACUAAUGAGGAGAAACUCUGCGUGGCUCUGCAGUUGGUGAGGAAGAAACGAGCCUCUGUGGCCAGAAACCUGAUAGAAUCUAUCGAUCCUGGGAGUUUGUUGGCGAUUCUCAGCAAGAACUGGACCAUCUUGUUUGAGACAUCGAUGAAUCACAAGAACGGACAUUCAAUUGUGAUUUUCUCUGAAUUUACUGAACAUUGUCUGCUGAUGUCGCAACUGGACACCAUUCAGCGACUCACAGCUUCGGUUCUGAAGUAUUUGCUAGUUAAUCUGCAAGUACUACCCUUUGAGGUGCUCCUUAAAAUGCUCAUUGACUUCACAUCGCUCAGAAUUGGCUUUGCCGGAAGUGACAUUGGGAAGAACAUCCUCAUGCUAACCCUGGAGCUGUAUUUGAUGGAUUACGCUGAACAGAAGAAACUCUGUGCAGAUCAGUCAGAAUCCACAGAUUCUGCCUCAUUCAUCGUCACAACAUCCACCAUCAGCAAUGCCACACGAAGUGGCCAGAAUCAAGAAAGCUCCCGCAAAAUGUCCUCCUCCAUGGCUUCAGAUGUGGACACAGCUCUCUCAAUCUUCGGCUCAACGGCAACAGGGAAAGCUUUGAAGAUUCUUGUAAGGUCACAUUUGGGCUUCCUGAGCAGCCAAAGUGGCACUCAGAAGAAGGAUUCAGACUCCAAGGAAGCAUCAGUUGCAGACUUUGAAAUCCCUGAAAAGGAAAUUGAUGCGCUGUUUGAGAGUCUCAAGAAAACUCAAGAGAUUCUCAAGGAAAAAUGCGGAGCUGCUGUUGAUGAGCCGAUUCUGUUCAUGGACAAGCGAUGGAACUACCUGAAUCUCAUGCCACCGCUUCAAGCUAAUUUCCUGGACUACCUUGUUAAGCCCAAAAGGGAGGAUAUUCAGGAAAACCCGAUGGAAUUGGACACGAACGUUGCUUGUUUGAAAUUGCAGGCCCUUCUGGCGAGCGGAGAACUCCCUGAAGAGACUAUGAACGAGGUAUCUCAGUUCAUCUGCUCCCAUCCAAAUCUCAUUGGAAUUGAGAGCAUAAUAUCUUGCUUGCUGCACGUCCCCGAGUGCACAGAGUUCCUCGUGAAUGUUUGUCCUCAGUGCGUGCUGGAAUUUGGGAAGGAUCGCUUUAGUCGAAACGAAGACUGGGCUUUCCUCAUCAACUGCCUUCAGGUACAGACAUCUCGAGCUGGAGACGCUACAGAAUCCAAUGGUGGACUUCUUCUCUUCUACCAUCGGCUCCUCAAGGAAGUUCUCGAGUACAUAGCAAAUACCAAGCCCCUGGAGACAGUCAUGAAGAUCUUCCCUGAGCACGAGAUCACUCAAAUUCCCGACAAUGUGGCCGGGAAGACGCAUCCAGGGCAUCAUCCGCAUGAGCAGAGUGCCUUCAUCCAGUACAUCAGGGUGUCGGUGGAGAAGGAACGAGCCAGGAAGCUGAAGCAAGUGAUUGUGGCCAAGAGCAACACUUUGAGCGCCAAAUUGCAUUUGUAAAGUGGCGUGAAAAAUUUUUUCUAUAGCACAAAUUGUAGAUGAAUUGAUGUUAAUGUUUUUUGGUUACAUUUUUUGGACAAAUUCUAUCCCGUAAUUAUGGAUUUUCCAAUAGAGGAAAAUGUUGAGAGGAAAAUUAAUAAAUCAAAAAUCCAGUGA